Molecule: messenger RNA, 419 nt
Organism: Pollicipes pollicipes
Lineage: Eukaryota; Metazoa; Arthropoda; Thecostraca; Pollicipedomorpha; Pollicipedidae
Biological process (GO): muscle structure development; actin cytoskeleton organization
Cellular component (GO): Z disc; filamentous actin; stress fiber
Molecular function (GO): muscle alpha-actinin binding; actin binding
Source: RefSeq, a predicted model, not a curated record
CGGCAGCAGCAGCGGCAGCAGCGGCGGCAGGCAUGGCGCAGACGGAGCAGCUGCAGAUCAGCCGAGCGGCGCCCCAGCAACCCUGGGGGUUCCGCCUGCAGGGCGGCAAGGACUUCAACAUGCCCAUCAUCAUACAGAAGGUGAACGGCGGCAGUCCUGCUGAGCGGGCCGGUCUGAGGGCCGGCGACGCCGUCAUCAGCAUCGGCGGGCAGAACGCCAUCGAGAUGCGCCACAAGGAGGCGCAGGACUCCAUAGUUCGCUCCGGCAACAACAUCUGCAUGGUCGUCCAAAGAGCGCAGCAGCGCAGCCGCUCCAUUCCUGGCUUGCGGUCCAUUUCGACCUCUCAUCACCUGACACAAGGCUGGAUGGGGGCCAGUCGGCUCAAGCCGCUACCCGCCCUCACCCAUCAACCGACGUAG